Messenger RNA from Colletotrichum orchidophilum, 216 nucleotides. RefSeq lists its product as uncharacterized. The transcript has a single exon. The record is from RefSeq and is a predicted model, not a curated record. NCBI's taxonomy places the organism in Eukaryota, Fungi, Ascomycota, Sordariomycetes, Glomerellales, Glomerellaceae. Bases 1 to 216 code for a protein of 71 amino acids.
AUGCUCGGGAGCACACUUUGUCCCGCCAUCGUCCGCGGUAACCUGCAGACCCGUCGGGUAGAUCCCACGAUAGGCCUGGGCCUGGAGAGGCGCCAGCCAGUGCAGCGGUACCGGGCGCCGGGACUUUGUCCAAGUCUGUGCCUCCUGCUCAGCCAUGGCACGGUGACGGCCACCGCCGCCGGCUCGUCAUCGGCCACAACCAUCGUGGACGGUUAG